UUAAAAAAAGGAAAUAGCGUAUAUUUCUUUUAUUAUAAUAUUAAAAUAAAACGAUUAAGCGAUAAAUUAAAUUAUAAAAAACUUAAACCUUUUAAAAUUAUUAAAAAAGUUUUAUUAAUUAAUUAUAAAUUAAAACUCUUAAAUAUAAUACGAUAUUAUUUAGUUUUUUAA
This is a messenger RNA of Colletotrichum orchidophilum, 171 nucleotides long. RefSeq lists its product as uncharacterized. NCBI's taxonomy places the organism in Eukaryota, Fungi, Ascomycota, Sordariomycetes, Glomerellales, Glomerellaceae. The record is from RefSeq and is a predicted model, not a curated record. The annotation marks the transcript as partial. The transcript has a single exon.